Trichomonas vaginalis G3 is the source of this 375-nucleotide messenger RNA. RefSeq lists its product as uncharacterized. NCBI's taxonomy places the organism in Eukaryota, Parabasalia, Trichomonadida, Trichomonadidae. The transcript has a single exon. The record is from RefSeq and is a predicted model, not a curated record. Bases 1 to 375 code for a protein of 124 amino acids.
AUGUUACACAAUAUUAAUAAUGAAAAAUAUUUGAAAUCAUUCCUUAAACAGCAACCAGUGAUUACUUAUUAUGCAGAAGUGGAAGAAAGUGAUCACGAUGUGGGUACUGUUCUGCGUACUGCUGCCACUUACAAUUUUAAUUAUGGAUCAUAUGAAUACCAACCUUUAAAUAUUACAAUUACUGAAAAUAAAACAGAUGUUUAUCUAUUCAAAGAGGAGUAUAUUUUAAAUGAAAAAGCAAAAGAAAGUUUCGAUAACUUUUUAGAAGAUGUUGAUUACAAAUGUCGUAAUUUAGACCGUUUUAAAUUUCUUAGGCAUAACGACCCAUGUACAUUCUUGUUUUGUUUUAAGGGUGCACACGAGAGGAUCAUGUAA